Molecule: messenger RNA, 1510 nt
Organism: Umbelopsis ramanniana AG
Lineage: Eukaryota; Fungi; Mucoromycota; Umbelopsidomycetes; Umbelopsidales; Umbelopsidaceae
Exons: 3
Coding region: 305-1429 (374 amino acids)
Biological process (GO): tRNA splicing, via endonucleolytic cleavage and ligation
Cellular component (GO): nuclear inner membrane
Molecular function (GO): RNA ligase (ATP) activity
Source: RefSeq, a predicted model, not a curated record
GCCGCUGCGGUUUGUGCAAUAUAUCACUGCGCCAUAUAUCAGUCAGAAUUGCGUGGUAGCCCAACUCCUCAAGAUACCUUUACUUCUAUGAUAAAUACAAGAGAUUUACAUGGUCAUGAAAUAAUCAUAACCAAAGCAUUGCACACUACAGAUUGUACGGCACGGUGUCCUGACAGAACUCAAGGGUAGCCCACGUCGGUCAGUCGUGGCACAGCAGUCACGUAACAAAAUCGCCCGCGCCACUCUACCAGCACCUAUUAAAAGAGGGCAAGCCAAAUUUUGCGUUUACCAACCCAAACGCGACAUGUCAGAUCAGUCGACUGAAUCGACAACUUCCCAAAUUGUCAAUGAGCUUUAUGAAAUUUCCAACAGCGUAGAGAGGAAGAAAGCAAAGACCGUCCGACACAAAGACUUUGUUUUGCCAUUGUCAGGUGUGAGGUUGACCAGCUGGACUAUGCUUGAAUCAGAAUACAAAAAGGAUCCCUGUCCCUUUCCUGUCAUGGCCCGAGGACUCUUCACUCGCAAGGUAGACGACAAAACCUAUCAGGUUGCUGUCCGGGGUUACGACAAGUUUUUUAAUUUGGGAGAAACCAAGUUCACUCAGUGGACAUGGAUUGAGGAGAAUACAAUUGGCCCUUACGAAGUCACAUCGAAAGAAAAUGGGUGUAUUAUUUUCAUCUCUGCGGUAUCUGAAAAUGAGGUGGUGGUUACAUCAAAACACAGUAUGGCUGACCCUAUAGACGAUCAGGCUCACCAUGCUGGUGUAGCGUACACAUGGCUUUUGAAACACUUGGAUUCAGCUGGGCGUUCCAUUUCUGAGCUUUCAUUAUGGAUUCACAAACAUAACGUCACAAUGGUCGCAGAGCUUUGUGACGACAAUUUUGAACAGCACGUUCUAGAGUAUCCACCAGAAACCAGUGGUCUGUACCUUCAUGGCAUUAACUACAACGAAAUCCACCUACAUACCAUGCCCAGUGACGAGGUUCGCGAGAUUGGACGAGAGUGGGGUUUGAGAGUGGCACCAUUUACAGUUUUGCCGGAUGUUCAAUCUAUUAAAGACGUUGAAGCGUCACUCCGCCACGAGGAUGAAUUCGAAAACAGACAAGUGGAGGGUGUAGUUAUUCGUUGUAGGACCAACGCCAAGUUACCGUUCUUUUUCAAAAUUAAGAACGACACCUACAACGAAUGGCGGGAGUGGCGGGAAAUUACCAAGGCGAUACUCUCAGACAAGAAUUAUCGGUGCCGAUUCGAAAGAAGUAUCUAUUACGCGCAGUGGGUGAAGGAAAGACUGAAGGACCAUCCGGAAUGGUUCAGCCAAUACAAGCAUUCGAAGAAUAUAACAUUUAUCCGUGAUGAGUUCGAAAAGUACUGGGAAGCAGGCAAUUUGCUGGAGAUUGGAGACCCAUGUACCGGAGUUACCAGAGGCUGAUUUUUUUUUUUUUUUUGGGUGGUUUCGGAAACAGACUUCUGCCGCUAUACCGUUCGUGACCGCUUCAUAAUAUUUUUUGGC